Nerophis lumbriciformis (worm pipefish) is the source of this 1311-nucleotide messenger RNA. The record is from RefSeq and is a predicted model, not a curated record. Lineage: Eukaryota; Metazoa; Chordata; Actinopteri; Syngnathiformes; Syngnathidae.
AUGCGGUUGCCUUGCUCCAUCUUGUUGACGGUGUCUCUGUUCACGGCCGAGAUCACUGCGGCGCUCUACCUGAGCUCCACGUACCAUUCGGCGGGGGACCGGGUCUGGCAGAUCCUCACCCUGCUCUUCUCGCUGGUGCCGUCCAUGCUGGUGCAGUUCGCCCUCAUCUUCUUUCAUCGAGACCUGGGCAGGGACAGGCCCUUCAUCUUACUGCUGCACAUGCUACAGCUCGGACCCAUCGUCAGGUGUUUGGAGGCAUUCUGGACAUACGGCAGUGCGGGCCGUGUGGAGGAUCCCUAUGUCAGCAUCACCAGGAAGAAGCAGAUGCCAGUACAUGGCAGGCCUGAGAUGGUGGAGCGCCAGGUUGGCCAGGCCGAAGGCAAGCUAGUUACGCACCGGGCAGCCUUCGCGCGUACCGCAGUCAUGCAAGCGUUCCUGGGAUCAGCACCGCAGCUGACCCUGCAGCUGUACAUCUGCAUGCUGCAGCGAGGCAUAUCGAUCGGAAGAGGCACACUGAUGGCCAUCUCUUUGCUGUCCAUUGUGUACGGCGCCCUCCGCUGCAACAUCCUGGCCAUCAAGAUCAAAUAUGACGAGUACCAAGUGGUGAUGAGCCCGCAGGCCUACCUGUGUAUCUUCCUGUGGCGCACCUGCGAGAUCGCCAGCCGCGUAGCGGUGCUGGUUCUCUUUAGUUCGGUGCUGAAAAUCUGGGUCCUGCCCGUGGUUCUUGUCAACUUCCUGACUUUCUUCUUCUACCCGUGGAUCCUGUUUUGGAGGAGCCACUCGCCCUUCCCGCAGCACAUCGAGAAGACGCUGACCUACGUGGGCACCAGCGUUGUGUUGUGCAUGUUGACUUUCCUGUACGCCGGCAUCAAUGUCUUUUGCUGGUCAGCCGUGCAGGUCAAGCUCAGUGACCCCGACUUGAUCAACAAAUCCCAGAACUGGUACCGCAUGGUUGUGUACUACAUGAUGCGGUUCAUCGAGAACGCCUCGCUGUUGCUGGCCUGGUACUUCUACAGGACUGACCUCUAUGAGUUCAUGUGGGCGCCGUUGCUCAUUCUAGGGGUGCUUGGAGCUUACGUCGCCUGCAUUUUCUUCAUGCUGGUCUUCUACAAGAACUGCCACCCGUGUCGGCGACUCUUCGCCUCCAGCAUCAGCCAGGACGUCGGCGACUGCUGCACACUUCUGUGCCUGUCGUGCUCGUCCAACAGCCCGUCCGAUGUGCCGUCCGGGGAUGCACGGCCCCGUUUAUCAGUCGGGACAUCGGAGGACGCGUGUUUGGAUGUUCCCGAAAAUCGAGGAGGCGGGGCUUGA